Morus notabilis is the source of this 1069-nucleotide messenger RNA. RefSeq names its product dehydration-responsive element-binding protein 1E. Gene Ontology annotation, biological process: regulation of DNA-templated transcription. Gene Ontology annotation, molecular function: DNA-binding transcription factor activity; DNA binding. The transcript has a single exon. NCBI's taxonomy places the organism in Eukaryota, Viridiplantae, Streptophyta, Magnoliopsida, Rosales, Moraceae. The coding region runs from base 64 to 783 and encodes 239 amino acids. The record is from RefSeq and is a predicted model, not a curated record.
AUCUAUUUCUUCAGCUCUCAAUUCUACUACUACUAAAAGUAUACUCAAAGUGAGCUGAUUUUAAUGGAUAAUUUUAAUAACUUGAGCCAAUUCUCGGACCCUUAUCCAUUGGUGUGGAACAGUGAUAGUACUACUCUGGAGUGUUACAAGGCUGAGAGCUCUUCUAUGUCAGCUGAUUCUGGAUUGAGCCGAGCUUCGAAUUCGGACGAGGAAGUGAUUUUGGCGGCGAGCCGGCCGAAGAAGAGGGCGGGGAGGAGGGUGUUCAAGGAGACCAGGCACCCGGUGUACCGCGGGGUGCGGCGGAGAAACAACAACAAGUGGGUUUGCGAGCUCCGAGAGCCGAACAAGAAGACGAGGAUAUGGCUCGGGACGUACCCGACGGCGGAGAUGGCGGCGCGUGCGCACGACGUGGCGGCCCUGGCCUUCCGGGGGCGGUCGGCCUGCCUCAAUUUCGCGGACUCGACAUGGCGGCUCCCGGCGCCUGCCUCGAGCGAUGCUAAUGAUAUCUGCGCGGCCGCAGCGGAGGCUGCGAAGGCAUUCCGGCCUCGGGAAUACGGCGGCGUUUUGGGGAGUAGUGAAGGGAUGGUGGUGGAGAAGGAGGAGGAGAAGGGUGUGGAGGAGGAGCAGAGAGUGUUUUAUUUGGAUGAAGAGGAAGUGUUUUGCAUGCCAAGUUUUUUUGCUGACCUGGCAGAAGGCCUACUUCUCCCUCCACCACCAAGUUAUAUGAGCUCGGAUGAUGUGGCGAUUGAUGCUGACGUGUCUCUGUGGAGUUAUUCUAUAUGAUGGAUGAUCAUGUACCUGUAGAUAUAGCGUGCGUGACGUUUCAAUUAAAAAGUUACAUGUAUGUUUUUUCUCUAAUCCAAAAUGGAUUAUAUUUGACUUUUGAAGAGAAAAAAAAAGGAUUAGAUUUGAAAUUGUAGGCGUGACAAAGAAAUAUGUUCUUUUUUGAUGUGUUGUGUUGACGGUGUUUUCCGACAACUCGUAGUUAUCUCUCCUAAAAACACCCGCGGUUCAAUCAGAGACAGAAAACUGAAAAAUAAUGUAAGGGGACAACAAUUUUAUAGUGGUU